AUGAGGAUGAGAGUGGCUGUGCUGGUGCUUGUUGUUUCUGUCAGUCUGACUGAAGCAGGAUGUGUGUCUACAAGUCAUCCACACUGUUACAAAAAGUCAACUAGGCCAGAAGAGGACUUCAUUUGUGAAUGGGAUGAGAGAAACCCUGAGAAGAGUCAAACACACACUCUUCAUAUAUGGGACAGUGAAAAGAAACAAUUUCUUACACAUAUGAACUGUGGCAAACAAGCACAGACAAACAUUCUCUUGGAGCAACUAGGAAUCACCAACAGAAAGACAGACAUAUGGGUACAGACACAAGUCGGCAACCUCACCUGUAAUUCUAGCAAAAUCUCAGUCAUCCUUGAAUGCAUGGUCAAAUACAGUAAGCCUCAGAUUCUCAGAAUGAAAAGGUUAGCUGGAAUCCUGAAAUUCACACUGGACAAACCCAAGGAUAACAAAGGUGCUAAAUAUGAGAUCAGAUGGAGGGAGAGAGGCUCUGAAUGGCAGAAUGCAACAUUUGAAACUAAGGACAGCACCGAAGAUUUCUACAUGCUACAUCUACAGUACACGAAAAUCUACCAGAUCCAACUGAGGCGGCAGGCCAAACUGCAGUCAAGUCUAUGUGAAAACUCACUACAUGCUCUCUGGAGUGACUGGAGCCUAAUGGUGGAUGUUCCCUCAGAAAUCAGGCGCACACCUGUAAUACGCUGGGUGGUAAACAACCUGACAAAUGGUACCAGAGAUAUUACUCUCUCCUGGGAUGUAAGUAUGAAAGGAACAGAGCACACCAGAAAUGCCCCACCUGAUAAUGAGUCUGUAGGGGGUGUGAAGUACAAUCUGACCCUCUCAGUUUGGCCUUGUACAAAAAAACAAAAGGGAAUGGACCAUUUAACUGUGAAUCAAACAUAUAAUACAUCAAUAACUUAUUCAGAAGCCAGGAUUUCCAUUUUUGCAACUAACAAUGUUGGAAGUUCACCACAAAAGCAGAUCAUCAUUCCUGCUGUGAAACAUCUGAACUACUGCGACUCUCACAUGUCCUCAAACGUCAACAAGGCUAUGAAAACUUGCUUAGAAUGGUACAAACUGGAAGACGGUGAGACUCGACCAAGGACAGUAAACAAAUCACCCAAAAAAUCAUUCCAGGACAUUAAAAAUGAGGUGGAGAAUUUCGUACGUCAUUAUUACUUUCUUCACACCAUGAAAAAGAACCAUUAUAAAACUGCUGUUAUGUGUCCUUUUUACUCAAAACAGAGAGCACCUAUUAAUGGUCCGGCCAAUGUGAAUAUUUCUGAUGUGACACAUGAAUCAGCUGUGGUAAGUUGGUUUUCCAUUCCUGUGGUGGAGCAGCGAGGAUUUCUACAGCAUUAUGUCAUUUGGAUAUCUGGACAGGGAAACACGAAGUUCCACAAAGUCUCAGCACAUAAAACCAGCUUCCUGAUCAAGGGCCUCCACCCAGGCGCCUCUUACACCAUAUCUAUAGCCGGAAGGACAGAAGCUGGUACUGGGCCGAACUCAACGGUGAACUUUGAAACACACUCCAAAGAAAUGGGCUUAUCAUGGCAGGACCACACCAUCCUGAUCAUCUGUGUUGUUGCCCUCUUGUGUACUAUAAUCUGCUCCGUAGCUGUCAGGAGACUGAAGCUGUUACCUGAGGUACCCAGUCCUGUGUUAGAUACAAUAGAAUUCAGAUGUCCGGAAGAGCAGGACCUGAGCCAGAUGAUGGAGGAGGUGCAUGAAUUCGUUCUCUUGCUACGUCAAGAUCUAAGCAAACCCAGGGAGGACGUGACCCCUGAACAGGGCACUUUACUGCAAGACUUUGGGCUUGUCGUCAUUGAAGAGGAAGAUGAGGAAGACGAAGAGGGUGGAGUUACUGACUUGAGCUCUAUGACAUCCUGUUGCUAUCCGAAUCCUGGUUACAGAGGACAGACGCUACAGCUGCCAGAGCCUUUCUACAUGACAGACAGCACUUCAAAAGACAAUGACAUAGAAUCCACAUACAGAAAUGGCCUGUCCUUUGAAACAAGAGUCCUGGAGUGUGACAAAACGUCACUAUAGUCAACAAGAACUGACUGGUAGUGACAAAUAAACAAGCCUAAACAAACCUCCUCUA
This is a messenger RNA of Sinocyclocheilus anshuiensis, 2092 nucleotides long. RefSeq names its product interleukin-12 receptor subunit beta-1-like. The record is from RefSeq and is a predicted model, not a curated record. The transcript has 15 exons. Bases 1 to 2037 code for a protein of 678 amino acids. Gene Ontology annotation, molecular function: protein binding. NCBI's taxonomy places the organism in Eukaryota, Metazoa, Chordata, Actinopteri, Cypriniformes, Cyprinidae.